Messenger RNA from Cooperia oncophora, 621 nucleotides. The record is from the annotation of a GenBank genome assembly. NCBI's taxonomy places the organism in Eukaryota, Metazoa, Nematoda, Chromadorea, Rhabditida, Trichostrongylidae.
AUGAUCACCACACAAGCUUCUCUAGACGAACUCAAUACUAAGUUGGAAAACAGCGGCUCAAUGGAAAUGUUUCUAGGUUUCGAGCAAAAACUUUCGUCCAGUGAUUGUAGUAGAUCGGUGCCUGCAUGGGAUGAGGAUAAGUGGAUCGACCUUCAGAUAGGAGACACUCGACUGCAGUGCUUCAAGCCAUGCACGAGGUGUGUUUUGACCACUGUCGAUCCGCUCACUGGCACUAAGGACAGCGAUAUGCAGCCAUUGAAGAAAUUACGACAGUUUACGUCUACCACGGAGGGCCCUAUGCGACAACAGUUAAGGACAUCCUAUUCUUCGGCUCUUCAACACAGAGCACGGAAACGCUGCUGUCGACAUAAACCGGUUGUCUAUUCUUAUUUCUCUUUCUACAAAAAUUUGCCUUCAUAUGAUCUUUCAGGAUACGACCACGUGCGACAAACCGGUUACGCACGCUUAACAAAAGUGCCUUUUGAAUUACAUCACCCUCUUCCAUUUAAUCAUCUUCACCUCAUAAUUAUUCUAAUGAAAAUUUCAACAAUAUGUCAACUUGUCAUACUAUCGCUGGUUUUGCGAAAGCUGCAAUUCUUUUGUUCUGAGAAAGACUCAUAA